Molecule: messenger RNA, 1688 nt
Organism: Drosophila eugracilis
Lineage: Eukaryota; Metazoa; Arthropoda; Insecta; Diptera; Drosophilidae
Product: facilitated trehalose transporter Tret1
Biological process (GO): carbohydrate transport; transmembrane transport
Cellular component (GO): membrane
Molecular function (GO): sugar transmembrane transporter activity
Source: RefSeq, a predicted model, not a curated record
UUUUUGGACGACAGUUACUCCGUUCAAGUUACCUUCAAGCAACCCUCAAGGGCACAGAGCAUGGAAAAAGAAUACCGGAGCUUAAAGUUUUCUCCCAAGACCUUUAAGGCAACCUAGGAUCUGCUCUCCACCGAAGCCCUCAAACUGUGAUAUACAAGAUCCAAGGAUCAACCCGUAGAAGUUAUAAGUUAUAAGUAAACUUAGUUAUUUAAAACCAAAGGAUUCUCACAAGGAUCAAGCGGAAGGAUGCUGCUCAACAUAUUCCAAUCGGGCAUCUUUCAGCCGCAGUUCCGCCGCCAACUGUUGGUCUCUUUGAGUGCCACGCUGAUAACCUUCUGCCAUGGCAUCGCCCUUGGUUGGCUGUCGCCCAUGCUGCCAAAGCUGAUGUCCAGCGAAGAGACGCCUCUGCCCUUCUGGAUUGACGUGGCCGAGGCCUCCUGGCUAGGAGCUGUCAUCAGCAUCGGUGGAAUUUCCGGGAACUUCUCCUUUUCCUACAUAAUGAACCGUUUUGGCCGGAAAGUGUCGAUUUACGCUCUGGCAGUUCCCCACACGUGCAUUUGGUUCCUGUUCUACUUCGCCCAGAGCAUCGAGUGGCUUUAUGUGGCGCGGGUGUGUGCUGGUCUAACUGGCGGUGGAAUGUUCGUCGUGCUACCAAUUUUCAUCGGGGAAAUCGCCGACAACAGCAUUCGAGGUCGUCUGUGCUCCUUUUUCACCCUCACGAUGAAUACGGGAAUAAUGGUUGGCUUUGUGGUGUCCUCGCACAUUGCUUACCACGUGAUUCCUUGUGCCGUGGUCGGUCUGCCUGUCCUAUAUGUGAUUUUGGCCACUCGUUAUCCGGAGCCACCGCAACAGUUGAUUAGGUGGCAGCGAGAGGAGGAAGCCGAGCGUUCCCUGAGGUUCUAUCGUCGGUGUGACGGUCCCAAUGUUCCCAAGGAGGAGGAGCGGGCCUAUCAGAAACAGUUCGAUGAGAUGCGAGUUGCGAUUCAACAGCAACACAAGGACACCGAUGACAACAGUCUUGCCCUUUCCGAUUUCCUCACCAAGCGCUCCCUAAAGGCCCUGGCCACGGGUCUGGUCUUGAUGAUAGCCAACAUCUUCACAGGCACCUUCGCCUUCAUCAACUACAUGUCCAACAUAUUUGAUGCGGUGCACACCCAGCUGGAUCCCAAUACGAGCACCAUUAUCAUUGGAGCUGUGCAGAUCCUGGGCACUUUGGCCAGCAUAUAUUUGGUGGAUCGUCAUGGCCGCAGGAUCCUGCUGAUCAUAUCCUGUGCCGGUAGUGGAAUUGGCACCUCCGCCUUUGGAUUGUACGCCUUUUUUGCGGAGGAGCAGGAAGAAGAACUUGCGGCAUUUUCCGCUUGGCUGCCCGUGACCUUAAUGGCCUUCAUCAUCUUCAUAGCUAAUGUGGGUGUCAUUUCGGUGACGAUGGUGGUCUUGGUAGAGAUUCUACCGCAAAGGAUCAGGGCGGUGGCCACCAGUUUUUGCCUGGGCUGCCUCAGUUUCUUCGCCUUCACCUCGCUGAAGACCUUCCCGCUGAUGAUGUUCCAUUUGGGCCUGGCGGCCACCAUGUGGUUCUGUGGCGCCGUCAGUGCCAUUUGCCUCUUCUACGUGGUAGUCUGCCUGGAGGAGACCAAGGGGCGUUCUAUGUAUGACUAAUCUUUUGAAAAAUAAAGUUCAGAUGGUUAGAA